Molecule: messenger RNA, 1041 nt
Organism: Cyclocybe aegerita
Lineage: Eukaryota; Fungi; Basidiomycota; Agaricomycetes; Agaricales; Hemipholiotaceae
Source: the annotation of a GenBank genome assembly
AUGUCUACCAACCAAGGAAAGACUAUGCCUUACGUUCGUCUUGGUUCCUCGGGACUAAAGGUCUCCAAAAUCAUUCUUGGAUGCAUGUCCUACGGCUCACCUGAGUGGCAAGCCUGGGUUCUGCCAGAAGAAGAAUCAAUCAAGCAUAUCAAGGCAGCCUACGAUGCUGGUAUCAACACCUUCGAUACAGCGAACGUCUAUUCAAAUGGACGAUCAGAGAUCAUCCUAGGAAAAGCCAUCAAGCAGCUCAAUCUCCCUCGCGAUGAGAUUGUGGUCAUGACGAAGGUGUUCUUCACUGUCGGAAAAACCGUGGACACGAUAAUGUUCGGUGCAGUCAACCCAGAUGACCAUGGCUACGUCAAUCAACAUGGUUUGAGUCGCAAGCAUAUAUUCGACUCCGUCAAGCUCAGUCUUGAGCGCUUGCAAUUGGACUACAUCGACGUCCUCCAAUGCCAUCGCUUCGAUCCCGAUGCACCUAUUGCUGAGACGAUGCAAGCCCUUCACGACGUCGUCCAGGCGGGAUACGUUCGAUACAUCGGCAUGUCUUCAUGCUGGGCUUGGCAAUUCCACGCGAUGCAAAACUAUGCCAUCAACAACAACCUGACACCUUUUAUCUCCAUGCAGAACCAUUAUAACUUGGUCUAUCGUGAGGAGGAACGAGAGAUGUUCCCUACUCUUAAGCAUCUGGGCGUUGGAGCUAUCCCAUGGUCUCCUCUUGCUCGCGGUCUCCUUACUAGGCCCCUCAACUCUGAGACCGUCCGCGGUAACACAGACAGAAUGAUCAAAGGAUACAACAAUAAAGGAAUAGAGUGUAUUAUCAGCUCCGUGCAAAAGAUCGCCGAAAAGAAAGGCAUUAGCAUGGCUCAAGUGGCCCUCGCCUGGAUCAUGGCCAAAGACGGCGUCUCGGCACCUAUCGUGGGAACCACCUCGCUAGAGAAUCUGAAUGACCUCCUCGGCGCCGUGAAUGUCAAACUUACGGACGAGGAGAUCAAGGAGCUCGAUGCCCCUUACGAGCCCCAAGCAACGUUCGGGCAUGACUAG